AUGGCUAACAAGAGAAAAACAAAACGACUUAGCACACGUGCCGUGACAAGACGUGUUCGUCAAAAUAUACGAUCAAUACCAGCAUCAACAUUAGAAAUAACAACAUCAAAUCCAUCCACAUCUUCAAAACGUUCAUCUUUACCAUCACAACAGAAGAUUACGAAAAGAACGAAAUUGGAUAUAACAUCAACAUCAGCAAAUUCAAAUUCAAAUUUGCCUAUGGAUGGAUACACGAUCUUGCAAAAUCAAUUAUUAUUUACUCUUAUGUGCAAGACGAAUUGUGAAAGUUGCGGAAAUCGUUGGAAUGGAACAAUUAACAUCAAGAAACGCGAAGGCUUAUUUGUGAUCUUAUCUUUUCAAUGUUCAUCAUGUACAAAUACCAUCACUAUUGAAACAAGUCCGAAGGUUGUUGCAUCAGAUCGUCGAGAUAUUAAUGUUCGAUCACAAAUUGGUGGCCAUUUGUGUGGUAUUAGAUAUGCUGGAUUAGCUAAAUUAAUGGGUGCUAUGAAUUUACCAAGUCCAAUCCAAGAUGAAAGAUAUUCCAAAUGGGAUAAAAAUUUAUUACUUUCAAUAAAAUCAUUUUCAGAUCGAUCAAUGAAAAAAGCUGUUGGAGAAGCUGUAACUGCUGCAAAUGGUAAAGAAUUAAUGGUUAGUGGAGAUGGGUUUUGGCAGACUCGAGGUUUUCAAAGUAGACAUGGUGCAGCAGCUCUUCUUUCUUGUAACACAGCACCAAAAGUACUUGAUAUUGAAACAUGCAGUAAAACAUGUAAUGUUUGCUUUGGUGCACUUGCUAUCAAGAACUCUAAUCCAGCUAAAUACAAUGAUAUUAUUAGAUCACAUCACUGUGAAAAAAACUACAACAACAGUUCUGGUACAAUAGAAGCUCAUGCUGUUCUUAACAUGUUCCAACGAUCAGUUUCCAAAUAUCAAAUUUAUUACACAAAGUAUGUUGGUGAUGGUGAUUCAAAAACAUUUGCUGCUCUUUCUGACAAACCACCAUAUCCAGGAAAAGUGAUCAAGAAAAUCGAAGACUUGAAUCAUUUUAGCAAAAGAAUGAAACAUCAACUGGAAACAAAAAAACGUCAAUAUGGAAAAGAACAAUUAUCUGAUGGUUAA
This is a messenger RNA of Rotaria sordida, 1116 nucleotides long. NCBI's taxonomy places the organism in Eukaryota, Metazoa, Rotifera, Eurotatoria, Philodinida, Philodinidae. The record is from the annotation of a GenBank genome assembly.